Cuscuta europaea is the source of this 1598-nucleotide messenger RNA. NCBI's taxonomy places the organism in Eukaryota, Viridiplantae, Streptophyta, Magnoliopsida, Solanales, Convolvulaceae. The record is from the annotation of a GenBank genome assembly.
AUUUUUGGCCCCCUAAAUGCAUUUUUGCCCCCUUGAAUGUCAGAGCUAGAUCCGCCCCUGCAGACAGCGCCCGACUGCUCAAUCAAAGUUUCAAUGGCGGCUUCAACAGCUUUCUUCCGCACCUGCCCUCUCAACCUAUACUCCAUCAAACCCAACAAAGCUACUAUUCUUGCCCAGUUCUCUUCCAUCAAGGUUGCUUCAUCUAACCGAAAUUAUCCAUCUCAGCCCCUAAUUUCCCACUACACGCCUUCCCAGUUUCACGGUCUUGUCACUCCUCUCCGAUCUGCUUCCACCUCUGAUGCAUCCUCUGCUUCCGCCCCAUCUACCACCUUCCAUGGCCUCUGCUAUGUUGUUGGAGACAACAUUGACACUGAUCAAAUCAUUCCUGCUGAAUACCUGACCCUAGUCCCUUCCAAGCAGGAGGAAUACAAAAAGCUCGGCUCGUACGCCCUAUGCGGUCUCCCAGCUUCUUACCAAACUCGAUUCAUAGAUCCUGGCGAAUACAAAUCCAAGUAUUCAAUUGUUAUUGGGGGUGAUAAUUUCGGAUGCGGGUCCUCCCGUGAGCAUGCCCCUGUUGCCCUUGGCGCUGCCGGGGUUUCUGCUGUCGUUGCUGAGUCUUAUGCCCGUAUAUUCUUUCGAAACUCGGUGUCUACAGGGGAAAUCUAUCCUGUGGAAUGCGAGGUGAGGAUAUGCGAGGAGUGUAAGACUGGAGAUGUGGUAACUCUUGAGCUUGGUGAGAGUAGAUUGAUCAACCAUACUAGUGGAAAGGAAUACAAGCUGAAACCCAUUGGGGAUGCUGGCCCUGUUAUUGAUGCUGGUGGGAUUUUCGCCUACGCUAGGAAGACGGGGAUGAUCCCUUCCCUUGCGUAGAAAACUCAACCAGGAUUUUUUAGCGCUCUCAGCUUCCACUUAGACUAAUGAGAGUAACUUCUAUGAUAUUCUUGUGAAGAAGCUAGCUGUUAUCCUACUCAUAGCACUUCUUGAUAUGUCUAAUAGUUGUUCAACAAAGCAUUAUUGUAAGGCUAUGGUUUUCUUGCGGCAAUCGAUGAAUGUUGUCCAACGAUCAUUACGAUGUGCGCUAAUUUAGAUCAUGUAGUGAACAAUAAGUGCCUUGAUUCCUAGCUGCAUUGUCCUAGUAUGUUGGCAGUAUGAUACAUGUUUAUGGCAGCAAAGCAGUGCACCCAAAGGAAAGGCAACAUUAUUUUUACUAUUUCCUUGUUGAAGUCGCAAUGUAGUGAUCAUUACGAUGUGCGCUAAUUUAGAUCAUGUAGUGAACAAUAAGUGCCUUGUUUCCUAGCUGCAUUGUCCUAGUAUGUUGGCAGUAUGAUACAUGUUAUGGCAGCAAAGCAGUGCACCCAAAGGAAAGGCAACAUUAUUUUUACUAUUUCCUUGUUGAAGUCGCAAUGUAGUGAUCAACAGCUUACCUUAUUUGUUAUUUAGUUUCUUAGAAUAGCUAAAGUGAUUACGGAUGUUUUUUUUGGAACAAGGUUGCUUAAAUUAAUAUCAAAGCAUUCAACCAGGGAACAAGAAGAUAAAAGGACCACUUCCAACCACCGACCCUUGAACCAGAUUUAGAGCCAAUCACCCUGGAAAAAGCA